AAAACUUCAUUAUGAAGUAUGGUCUAACAUUUUAUACUUAUUUAAUAACUUUCUAUGAUAGACUUAAUUACAAUUAACUUAUUGUCCUCGACCAACUGAACCGUUCAUUGCUCCAGACAUUGACAUUCCAGAAAUAGCAUUAAUCGGCCUUGUGUCAAUCGACCGAUUUUUGAGUUCAAACUGCAAUUCGAAUAAAAUAACAAAAGUAAAGUUGUGCACACUUUGAUAAGAUAAAAACGAUGUUUCCGCUGGAUUAGCAAUUUUCAUUUACCGUUAAAAGUCAGCUAUCAAGGACAUUUUUAAAUUGCCAAUGAGCGGCAAUAUUACAUAAUAUUUCACAACGUUGGGCAGUAUUAUACAAUUUAGAAAUAAUGAGGUUUGCUUAGAUAUAAUGUGUGGUUCAGAAAUCAGUUGUUCGUCAAAUACUGUGAACUAAAGACGUGAUUAAAAAAAUUGUUAGCAGAAAUCGAAUUGAUCACUGUCUUUACCUUUAGAGUUAAUUUUGAACUUGGCUGUGAUAAUAAUUUUGCAUUAUGGAAGGAAAAAGUGUUUUUAACAAGUACAAACUACAAUCACAUCCUCAGGAAAAUUCUAACUUCCUCUCAGACUUAUUUUUCUGUUGGACAAUCCCAAUGUUUAAGACUGGUUUUAAAAAAGAACUAACAGAAGAAGAUAUCUACAAACCUUUAAAACGUCAUGAUGCUAGUAGAUUAGUAGGUAAAUUAGAAAAAGCUUGGAACGAGCAGUUGGAUCAAAGUGUUAAACCUUCGUUAUGGAAAGCGAUAUGGAAAAUUUUCAAAUGGGACACUAUAAUAUCAAUGAGCCUUUACUUUUUUAUAGAAUUUAUCAUAAAAAUUAGCCGGCCAGUAGCUUUAGGAAAAUUAAUGGGCUACUAUUCGCCCACUGAGACAGAAGUAUCAAAAACUGAUGCUAUAAUAUAUGCAUCUAUUAUAGUGAUAGCAAGUUUUAUUGAUGCCGUUGUUGGGCAUGCUUGGAUAAUCCAGUUUCAGCAGCUUUCGAUGAAAGUUAGGGUUGCAGUAUCAUCUUUGUUGUAUCGGAAAGCUUUAAGACUUAGCAAAAAGGCUUUAAAUGAAACCACUGUAGGACAUAUCAUUAAUUUGUUGUCGAAUGAUAUGCAUCAACUAGUAUUAUUUUUUGGAGCUUUCAACGCACUGUGGGCUUCUCCUCUUCAAGCGGUACUUAUAUUGUAUAUACUGUAUUACAUAUCAGGACCUACAGCGUUAGCAGGUCUCGUUUUUAUUGUGACACUUACACCCCUCCAAUUACUCUUGAGUAAAAAGGCGGCCUUUUAUAGAUUGCGAAUCGCUUUAAAAACAGAUGAAAGAAUUCGUUACAUGAGCGAAAUUAUUUCAGGAAUCCAAGUAAUCAAGGUCUAUAAUUGGGAGCAACCCUUUGUUAAACUUAUAGAUGCAAUCAGAAGAAAAGAAAUGUACUUAAUUAAAAUCGCAAACUAUCUGAACGCUUUAACCACAUCGUUUUCUUUUUUCAUUGAUCGAACAGCAAUUUUCCUUUGCAUUGUCACCUAUGUUUUAACUGGAAGUAGUCCCAAUGCUCAAUAUGUCUUUGUCUUGGCUUCCUUUUACGACAUGUUGAUGAUUUCUGUUUCACUGUAUCUUCCAGAUGCCGUUUCUGAUAUUCUACAAUCGAAUGUAGCUAUAAAAAGAUUCGAAAAUUUCUUGAACCUCGAAGAAGUUGGUGCUAACACUAUUAUAAGCAACGAAAUUGGUUUAACGAUACAGAAAGCAACUGCUAAAUGGUCAAAAGACUCCACACAAAAUACACUAAAUAAUAUAAACUUGAAAGUAGAAGGUGAUCAGGUGGUUGCUAUUAUAGGACCAAUUGGUAGUGGAAAAUCUAGUCUUUUACAAUUAUGUCUCAACGAAUUGUCUAUAAGCGAAGGCUUUGUGCAAACCGGUGGUCGAAUAUCAUACGCUAAUCAAGAACCAUGGUUGUUUGCCGGUACAGUUAAACAAAAUAUACUUUUUGGUACACCCAUGGAUAAGCACAAGUACAAGGAAGUCAUUAAAGUGUGUGCACUAGAAGAAGAUCUAGGUCAGUUUCCUCACGGUGACAACACAAUUGUUGGAGAGAGAGGUAUACUUUUAAGCGGUGGUCAAAAAGCUAGAAUCAAUCUAGCUAGAGCUGUGUACAGAGAUGCUGACAUUUAUUUACUUGAUGACCCCCUCUCAGCAGUUGAUGCAAGCGUUGGAAAACAUAUCUUCAAUCAUUGUAUUAAGGACUAUUUAAAAGGCAAAUGUGUCAUUCUUGUCACGCAUCAAAUCCAGUAUUUAAGUUCAGUGGAUAAAAUGUAUUUGGUUGUGAACGGUGCAAUUGCGGUUUCGGGUAAUUAUCAAGAGUUACAAGCAUCCGGUGAAGAUUUUGCCAAAGUUUUAAACAAUACGGAAAAUUUUGAUCACGAAGAGGUGUUAGUUGCAAAUGGAACUACAGAUACAAAAGAAGGAGUGGAACAAGAUGAAGAAGAAGAAAAUAGAACAUCUGGGAAAGUAUCAAAGGAGGUUUACAUGAGUUAUAUUCGCGCUAGUGGUUCCUAUUGUAUUUUUCUCGUAAUGAUAUUACUAUUCGUUUUAACUGAAAUCUUUGCCACCGGCUCGGACUACUUCAUCACAUUUUGGGUCAAUUUAGAACAACGACGAUUAGGUGACAAUAUAUCACUUAACUCAUCAGAUUUUUAUUUUGAAGACGUAUAUUUCACAAAAGAAAAUUGCAUUUAUUUGUAUACAGGCAUAAUUGGCUUGUUGAUAAUAUUUGCUACUGUUCGAUCUAUGUCUUUUAUUAGAGGGUGUAUGGUAGCAUCUGUUCAUCUGCAUGAUAAAAUGUUUACCAGCAUUGUGAAGGCGACCAUGAGAUUCUUUUAUACCAAUUCUUCUGGAAGAAUAUUGAAUAGGUUUUCUAAAGACAUAGGAGCCAUAGAUGAGGAUCUUCCGGAUUUACUAAUGGAUGUUCUUCAGUUAACUUUGUCUGUAAUCGGUACUGUUGGAGCAAUAUGUAUCGUAAGUCCUUGGACCCUAAUUCCUACAUUAGCAAUCAGUAUCAUUAUGUAUUUUAUUAGAAUGAUUUUCCUUACAACAAGUAGGAGUAUUAAACGGAUGGAGUCUACAAAUCGCAGUCCUAUUUUUGCUCACCUUACUGAAUCCAUGAAGGGUUUAACGACAAUCAGAGCCUACAACGCUGAACUACUCUUGGAAAAAGAGUUCGACAAUUAUCAAAACGUACAUUCUUCAGUGUUUUACAUGUAUUUAGGGAGCAAUCGAGCUUUUGCCACUUGGCUGGAUUCUGUCUGUGUUAUAUAUGUCCUACUGAUAACUGUGAUCGCAUUGACUAAAGAAACUUAUGGUGGAAAUGUGGGUUUUGUCAUAACUCAAGGAAUGAGUUUAACAGGAAUGUUCCAAUGGGGAAUGAGACGAUGGAGUGAACUAGAAAACCAAAUGACUUCAGUCGAAAGAGUAAUCGAAUACAUUGACGUCAAACGCGAAAGUGACAACCAAACCACAAAACCUAAACUAGAAUGGCUGCAGCACGGCAAAAUAGAAUUUAGAUCUGUCUCCAUGAAAUAUUCGCCAGACGAUCCCUAUGUUCUCAAAAAUUUAAAUGUUGUCAUCAAGCCUAACGAGAAAGUGGGAAUAGUUGGUAGAACAGGGGCCGGAAAAUCUUCGCUAAUAUCAGUCUUGUUCCGUCUGGUAGACUUCGAAGGCAAUAUUUUCAUAGACGAUGUAGAUACUAAGUCUGUGAGCCUCAGUUCCGUGAGAUCUGGAAUUUCAAUUAUUCCACAAGAACCGAUCCUGUUUUCGGGUUCCGUAAGGAAAAAUUUAGAUCCAUUUGAUGAAUAUGGAGAUGAAAAAAUUUGGAAUGUUUUAGAAGAAGUAAAAUUAAAGGACUUUAUUAUAGAUUUACCGGCAGGUCUCUACAGUAAUUUGUCGGAAGGUGGUUCUAACUUUAGUGUUGGUCAAAAGCAACUGAUCUGCUUAGCGAGAGCCCUACUGAGGAAUAAUAAAAUUUUGAUGUUGGAUGAGGCUACCGCUAAUGUUGAUCCUCAUACCGACGAGUUGUUACAGAAGACUAUAAGAACUAAUUUUGCGAACUGCACAGUUUUGACUAUUGCACACAGGUUACAUACAAUCAUGGAUUCAGAUAAGGUGUUGGUUAUGGAUAAUGGCAGGGCUGUAGAGUUUGACCACCCUUACAUACUGUUGCAAAAGAAAGGAGCUUUCUAUGACUUAGUCAUGGAAACUGGACGAAAAAUGGGUGACAGUUUAAUAGAAGUAGCAGAGAAGAAUUAUAGCAGUUAUAAUUAUCUGAAAUAAUAUAACCAUUCAGAAGACGAAUUCGUGCUAUGAAUUAUUAUGGGUUCCUAAAACUGAAUCAGUAUUUUUUGAUGAUAUUUUUGUUAUAUAAAGUAUUAUUUAAAAA
Molecule: messenger RNA, 4449 nt
Organism: Zophobas morio
Lineage: Eukaryota; Metazoa; Arthropoda; Insecta; Coleoptera; Tenebrionidae
Product: probable multidrug resistance-associated protein lethal(2)03659
Exons: 11
Coding region: 534-4343 (1269 amino acids)
Biological process (GO): transmembrane transport
Cellular component (GO): membrane
Molecular function (GO): ATP hydrolysis activity; ATP binding; ABC-type transporter activity
Source: RefSeq, a predicted model, not a curated record